Molecule: messenger RNA, 4375 nt
Organism: Chara braunii
Lineage: Eukaryota; Viridiplantae; Streptophyta; Charophyceae; Charales; Characeae
Source: the annotation of a GenBank genome assembly
CAGAGAAAGGGUGUUGGGAUGGUUCGACCCAGAAGGAACGACAAAGACUAGAGGGGGGCAGAAAGCCGGCAAGGAAUAGCCAGAUACCAGCAUGGCAGGCGAGGCCAGUAGCUCCGAAGGCGGCCUUAGAAAGAUAGUAUCAUCCCUUGCACGAGCACUGAACAAGAAUCAAGGCUAUCUAGCAGACGCCAAGAAAAAGUUGACUUUCGAUGGAGCAAACAUCACGGAGUUCCUGAUCGACUACGAGAACCUAGCUGCGUUACUAAAGUGGACCGAGGAAGAAAAGAUGGAUCACCGAGGACAGCAUGUGUCGUUAAGCCUAGCACGGGACAUAAUGGCCAUUCUUGCCGCAAGCCGGUCUUGGAAGGAGACCCCGGAUGUGAUGAUGAGGAAGUACCUAGCGGCGGAGAAAAUGGCAACGGAGGCCGACCUAGCGGCAGUUCAGAGGAAGAACUUCGCAACGUACAAUGAUUUCCUACGGGAGUUUACUCUAGUAGCACUAAGGAUCCCCGGGGUCACGGACCGGAUAAUGAGUAAAUAUUUCCUCAGACAGUUCUCCGAGUUCGACAAAGACAAGAUCCUGUCAGCUUACCAACAGACGAGCAAGUUCGUAAACACGCGGGAUGUUGAUUUUAACACGGUAACAGAUCUGACUGAGAAAAUGGUAGUAACAGAAACGUUGGCCUUGCUCAAGGAAGGGGAGGUCAUAGACUUGACCAGUAGGACGGGCGACAAGGUGAAAAAGGGGAUUGAAAGCCUACACGAACGGGUGCACGGAGUCGACAACAAGAUUGAAAGGAUGGAGAGCGCGCUACUAGUUAUGCAGGCGCAAGUAUCCCGUCCCCCCCUCCCCCCUCAGGAAGCAGUAGUUCCGCCAGGGGUAGCCAAUUGUGGAUAUGGACGGAGAGAUCCCGCCAACGAACAAUGCAAAUACUGUACCGUGGUAGGGCAUUUUGUGCGGACAUGUCAAAAGCUCAACCAUGACAUACUGAAAAGUAGGUGUACCAGGUCAUUAAAGGGGGAGAUAUUUGGACCACAGGGGGAACGGGGGAACUGGAACUCGCCAGGAGGGAUGCGGCGAGCCAUUAUCAUGCUCAACGGGUUAGAAAUAACGGUCAUAGAAGCCGAACCGGUGGGCGAGAUCAUCUGGGAUCAACUCCGGGGGCGUGAGCCGCAGGUCAACUUCAUUCUGGAAAACGACGGACGAGAUAGGGUAAACGCGACUACUCGGCUAGGGACGGCUAGGAAAAGGAUUAACCGUGACACCGUGAUGGAGGAGGUUGCUGGAAGUUCGGAACCCCAGGCAGAGCUUGAGGCCGAGGAACCGGAAAAGAUCUAUGGGAAGCCUAGGGAAGAGGAGCCUACAAACAAAGUUACCGCUGCCAAGAAGAAGUUUAGGUACCAAAUCCCGAUCUUAUCCUUGCCUGAGAUCGACGACACCAGUAGCAAGUUACUAGGAACCAUGGUGUCGGUGUCUUUUCAGACCAUGCUGCAGGCUAGCCCUAGGUUGCUCAAAGGGCUUAGACAACUGUUGACCCGACGGCGAGUAGAAAUAGGGGACAACCCCGAAGUACCAGAAGGGGAGAGGGAGGAGGAAGCUCCGCAAGAAGUGGCUAACCUUCAGAGGAGUCGCGGGGACUUGGAGGAUCUUGAGAAAGCUUUUGCGGACAUUCGUUUGAGUUUGCUCGACCGAGAGGGCGGCGAGGUCAUGAGGUCACCACCCGAGACAAAACUUAGCUUUCAUGCACUGCCCGUAGGGAAGCUGAAAAUCCACAUCGGGACUCAUCAUACCGACGCGUUAGUAGACGGGGGAGCAGAAAUCACUCUCAUAAGAAGAGAUUUCGCAACGAUCACGGGAUCGGAUGACCGUAAUGGAAGGAAAUGCUUGUGUAGGAAACCCUCACCCCUCCACGAGGGAGAAGGUAUAAAAAUCUCGUGUGACAGUGAGGGAGGGACGGAAAAGGCAGAAGUGGAAGAAGGAGGCAAUGCAGAGAUGGGAGAUAAGGUUCAGGUCUCUAACGAGGAAGGAGCCAACAUGGGCAAACGACGUGAGACUUGGCAUGGGGAAAGCGAGGGGGGACAAGACAUGCGCGACGAACAUGAGGAGGGUGAGGAGAGAAGGGAAAGCCCGCUUGAAGGACGAAGCGGCCACGACAGUUGUGAGGGGUAUUGGACGGGGACAGAGAUUCCUUUUACCUACGAUCCAAAGAACCUUGCAGGUGGGUACAACCCCAUACAGAUAGAAGACGAGGAGGACGAGGAGGAGGAUGUACAAGAGGUCAUAAAAAUCAGCAGCGGGGAUGAGAGGGAUGAGAUCUCGAGGCCUAGGGAAGAAGGGCGGCCUCCGAUGCACCAGCUGGGCAACGGGGCUUUCAGAUGGGAGAACGAGUUUGGGCCAACACCCAGUCAUUCGUUUCAGCAAUGGACCAAUGUGAUCAGGCACGAAUGGAUUAUCAAGACCCGGGAACUUGCAAAGGCGGGGGUGGAAGCUACGCCAUUGGACUUCUUCAGUGAAAGUGAAUUACAGGAAAUUGCUUUUCGGAAGCCUCUUUACGGAGAUCGCUUUCUCGAGGUUUCCUACAUUUACUCUGGUGGGAGAGGACGGAUUGAGAUAUUGAUUGGAGCUUCAGGCGACAUCACUCUUGCGGAGGAGCUUUAUCUCAGGAGCGUCGCAGACGAGGAGAUGGCGAGAUGCAUGGCCUAUAUCUGCAAGAUUGAUCCAACGCCUCUCGAUAUCAGCUAUGUGGUUCCAGAGUCUAUAGCCACGCGGGUUCUCAAUGACGAGGCGCCAGAUAUGGACUCCCAGACGGCAACACUUACUCACGAGGGGUGGAUGAGAACCCAGCGUGUGCUCUCCGACGCUCUGAAGCGUUGGAUUGAAGUCAUAGAGCAGUAUGACUUCGAGCCCCAGUACAUAAAGGGCGAGUAUAACAAGGUUGUCGAUGCGCUGUCGCAUAGACCAGAUUUCUCCAGUGCGCUGAUCACUGAAUUUGGGCUUGCGGACGAUGUUACUCACUCUAUGGUGGAAGCCUAUCGCGAGGACUGGUUUAUGUCGGAGAUCAUACGCAGACUCGAGGCGAAGGACAAAGCGACUUCUGCCGAGUUUGAGUUGGUCAACGAACUGCUGUUCCCUGAGAAGACAGGGAAUAAACAUCUGUGUGUGCCAGAUAGGGAGUCUUUACGUAGUUUAUUUUUAGGCGAGUGUCAUAAUGCCACUGGACAUUUUGGUUUCAAGAAGACUGCAGCCAAUCUUCUGCAGCGGUUCUGGUGGCCCACGAUGAUGAGAGAUGCCAAGCUGUACGUGGAGACUUGUCAGGUCUGUCAGAGAGACAAGCCCCGUACACAGGCCCCUCUUGGGCUCCUCAAGCCCCUUCCGAUUCCGGAAAGGCCAGCUGCAGAACAGGGCACACAGUUGCAAAUGACAUCAGGCAAUCACCCAGAAGCAAAUGGGCAGACAGAGCAAUUGAAGCACACUGUACAACACCUGCUGAGGCAUUACAUCAAGCGGAAUCAGGUCGACUGGGAUGAGAAGCUUGCUCUCAUCGCCAGCCUGUACAACAACGCUGUGCACAGCGCUACGGGAGUAAGCCCGAACAGUCUGCUACUGACUUUCAAGCCUAGACUGCCCUUGGACUUCCAACUACCUGAGAAUCAGUCAGCUGCUUCACCAGGGACCUUGGAGUUUGCUUAUCGAUAUGAGCAACUGAUGCAACAGGCAGUCGAACAGAUGCACAAAGCACAGGUGGUGAUGAUAGAGUCUGAGAACAAACACCACCGCCCAUCUACAUUCCAGGUAGGAAAAAGAGUCUGGGUUAAGUCCCCAGAACUGGAACAGGAGUACGGGAUUUCCCGUAAACUAAUGCCACAGUACUUUGGACCCUGGGAGAUUCUAGAUGUUGUGGGGAAUGAACCAGAUGGACCAUCUUAUGUUAUUCGUAUCCCUGGUCACUUACGCACUUACCCUGUUUUCCACGCCUCAAAGCUUGCACCUUCUAGAGAAACAGAUCAGUUUCCCUCUCGUCGUUCAAUGCUGCCCCCAACCAUGGAUGGAGAGGUCGACAUCGACGACAUUGUUGAUCACAGGGAGAUGCCAGUUCCAAGACCACCAGGCAGAGGACGUCCUCCGAAACCAACGCUGCAGUAUCGAGUUCGGUUCAGACAUCACACUGAUCCAAAGGAGGAUGGAUGGUUCACAAGAGAGGAACUGAUGCAGACCGCUCCACAGGUAGUCGCUCACUAUGGGAAGUCUCUGCAGAAGGGAAAGCGCCAAAUUAUCGAAGACUGAACUUCUCAGAGGUCUAGCGAAGUAUGGAGGAGAGAAUGUGAGGCACAAGGCCUUGAUAAGCCCUACUGGGCCCCUAUUUGCAACAUGCGU